Hevea brasiliensis (rubber tree) is the source of this 2891-nucleotide messenger RNA. RefSeq names its product MA3 DOMAIN-CONTAINING TRANSLATION REGULATORY FACTOR 1. Gene Ontology annotation, biological process: negative regulation of DNA-templated transcription. NCBI's taxonomy places the organism in Eukaryota, Viridiplantae, Streptophyta, Magnoliopsida, Malpighiales, Euphorbiaceae. The record is from RefSeq and is a predicted model, not a curated record. Bases 313 to 2466 code for a protein of 717 amino acids. The transcript has 4 exons.
CUUUUGCUAACAAUUCUAUAUUCCUCCUUAACGGAUACAGACGUUUACUUGCGGACCCAUAAAACAAUACCUGAAUUCAGGAUCCACGAUUGUCUAGUUUCAGAUUCAAUCUACUUCCUUCUUCCUUUUACCAUUUCGGUUCGGAUCGGGCUCCCCGUUUUGGGAGAUCCGAUUGCUUCUCUUGUCUUGGCUCGAGAUCCGAGCCAAGCACAGAACUGUCGGAUUCGGAUUUUUCGAUUGAAUCCUCCACAAGUGUGCUCUUGUUCUCCUGCAGUUUGGAUUUAGUGACUUUAUAGAAUUGGCAAAGUGUAAAUGGCCUCUAGUGAGGGAUUUCUGACGGAUGAGCAGAGGGAGAUGUUGAAAAUAGCAAGUCUAAAUUUGGAGAAUUUGUCAUCAUCCCCGAAGAAUUUGUCAUCCUCUCCAAAAUCUCCAUCAAUGUUUCUUUCUGAGCAUCAGUUAAAAGUUCCUGCUGCUGGCAAGGCACCAACUGCUGGGAUUGCAGUGAGGCAUGUGCGAAGGUCGCACUCAGGCAAGUUUGUACGUGUGAAGAAGGAUGGUGGUGGUGGUAAGGGCACAUGGGGAAAACUGCUUGAUACUGAUGGUGAAUCCCAUAUUGAUCGGAAUGAUCCUAACUACGACAGUGGAGAGGAGCCAUACCAGCUUGUUGGAGCAACUAUCUCAGAUCCUUUAGAUGAGUACAAGAAGGCUGUUAUUUCCAUAAUAGAGGAGUACUUCAGUACUGGUGAUGUGGAAGUGGCAGCAUCUGAUCUCAGAGAACUUGGCUCAAGCCAAUAUCAUCCUUAUUUUAUCAAGCGGCUCGUUUCCAUGGCCAUGGACCGGCAUGAUAAAGAGAAGGAAAUGGCUUCUGUUCUGCUAUCUUCUCUGUAUGCCGCUGUAAUCAGCCCAUUGCAGAUUAGGGAUGGGUUUGUCAUCCUUCUUGAGUCUGCUGAUGAUCUAGCUGUAGACAUAUUAGAUGCAGUUGACAUCCUUGCUUUGUUCAUAGCUCGUGCUGUGGUAGAUGAUAUCCUUCCUCCAGCAUUCCUCACUAGGGCAAAGAAGACCCUUCCAGAGUCCUCAAAGGGAUUUCGGGUUCUCCAAAUUGCUGAGAAGAGCUAUCUCUCAGCCCCACACCACGCAGAACUUGUGGAGAGGAGGUGGGGUGGUAGCACUCACGUCACUGUUGAGGAAGUAAAGAAAAAGAUUGCUGAUCUGUUGAGAGAAUAUGUGGAGAAUGGGGAUGCUUUUGAGGCAUGUAGGUGCAUAAGGGAAUUGGGGGUUUCGUUUUUUCAUCAUGAGGUUGUCAAGAGGGCCUUAAUUCUUGGCAUGGAGACUCGGACUGCCGAACCACUUAUACUAAAGCUGUUAAAGGAGGCUUCCGAGGAAGGCUUGAUAAGUUCCAGUCAAAUGUUGAAGGGUUUUACUAGGCUAACUGAGAGCCUUGAUGACCUUGCUCUUGACAUUCCAUCUGCAAAAAGCUUGUUCCAAUUCCUUGUUCCCAAGGCUAUUGCUGAGGGAUGGCUAGAUGCUUCCUUCUUGAAGACCUCUAGUAAAGAUGGGCAGGGACCAGCUGAAGACAAAAAGUUGAGAAGAUAUAAGGAGGAGGUUGUGACAAUAAUUCAUGAGUAUUUUCUCUCAGAUGACAUUCCUGAACUAGUCCGAAGUCUUGAAGAUCUUGGCAUGCCUGAGUUUAACCCAAUUUUCCUGAAAAAACUCAUCACCCUGGCUAUGGAUAGGAAGAAUAGGGAGAAAGAAAUGGCGUCCGUUUUGCUUUCAGCUCUUCACAUUGAGAUUUUUUCAACUGAAGAUAUUGUUAAUGGUUUUGUCAUGCUUGUGGAAUCUGCAGAAGAUACAGCACUUGACAUUUUGGAUGCUUCGAAUGAACUUGCUCUCUUUCUGGCAAGGGCUGUGAUUGAUGAUGUCUUGGCUCCACUUAAUCUAGAGGAGAUAAGCAGCAAAUUGCCUCCAAAUUGCAGCGGGAGUGAGACUGUGCACAUGGCUCGAUCACUUAUUGCUGCACGUCAUGCAGGUGAGAGGAUCCUUAGGUGUUGGGGAGGUGGGACUGGGUGGGCUGUGGAGGAUGCAAAGGACAAGAUACAGAAGCUAUUAGAGGAGUAUGAAAGUGGGGGAGAUGUCAGUGAGGCUUGCCAAUGCAUCCGUGAUCUUGGGAUGCCCUUUUUUAAUCAUGAGGUGGUGAAGAAGUCGUUGGUCAUGGCUAUGGAGAAGAAGAAUGAUAGGAUGCUUGAUCUGCUACAGGAGUGUUUCAAUGAAGGGUUGAUUACUAUCAAUCAGAUGACCAAAGGCUUCACCCGCAUAAAGGACGGGCUUGAUGAUCUAGCUCUUGACAUUCCAAAUGCAAAGGAGAAAUUCAGUUUCUAUUUGGAGUAUGCCUGUAAGAAGGGUUGGCUCCAAGCAUUUUUUGGGUCAUCUGUGGCAGAUACAUUCUCAACCCUGGUUGCAGCAACUUGAGAUGAACAUAUAUUUCCGUUAGUUUCUCUCAUCUGUUGUUGCCCAGUCCCUCCGUUUACCGCUUAAUCGUCCCUGUGCUUCUAAGGUGGAUAGAUAGAUAUGGGACGUAUGAAUUCCGUCUGAUGUUCCUUUUCUCUUUUUUUUGAUCAGUGGUCAUCUGGUGAAGAUUGUUGUGAUCCCAACCAAUGUACAAAGUUGUUUCGUUCUUAGUAACAUAACUUUAGGAGUAAGCUGCGUCGAGAAGUAUGCUGCAGGGGAGGAUAUGUCAUGCUGCUGCUGUUAUCACAUGCAAUAGCAAUAUGAUGUUUAGGAGGAUAUUAGUUUCUCUUUCCCCAUCACGAGUCCUCAAUGGUUUUAUCUUUUAUUUUUAUUUUGCUAUGGUCCUUCAUUAUCCUAUUUAUUAAGUUGCGAUUGGUAUUUAUUUA